This is a messenger RNA of Sabethes cyaneus, 810 nucleotides long. RefSeq lists its product as uncharacterized. The record is from RefSeq and is a predicted model, not a curated record. The transcript has 2 exons. Bases 1 to 810 code for a protein of 269 amino acids. Lineage: Eukaryota; Metazoa; Arthropoda; Insecta; Diptera; Culicidae.
AUGAAAAGCGCUUUGGAAGAGCACAAUGCACUUGUGAAAAGAGCGGAGGUCGCCGAAAGCGCUCUUGCUGAAACGUUAGAGAACGUUGCGGCAGAAGCGCGAGUCAAGGUGAAGGAAACGCAAAACCGGUCGGAGAAGAGGAAAAAAGAUUCGCCAGUGGAAUCCGAGCUGCCCAAAAAGCGCAAGAGCGACCAGAGCGAUAGCGAUGAAGAGGGAGCGGAUUGGAGCAUAGCCACGAACAAAAAGGAGAGGAAAAAGAAAGAAAAGGAAAAGGAAACAAAACGCAACGAGGAAAAAACGGAAGUUAGGAAGCAGGAGAAAGGAAAACCCAAUUCUCGCCGGGUAAGAACCAAAGGUGACGCGCUCAUUGUUGAAGCAAAGGGAGAAACGUCAUACGCUGCUCUCUUUCAAAGGAUGAGAGAGGACCCGAAACUGAAAGGUCUAGAAAAGAACGUGAUAAAAUCUAGGCGCACCCAAAAUGGUGAAUUGCUGUUUGAGCUGAAAAAAGAUCCGGCAAGCUCAGCAUUCAAGGAGAUGGUUGAAAAGGUCUUAGGCGACGAGGCGAACGUGAGAGCCUUAUCUCAGGAGACCACGAUCGAGUGUAGGGAACUGAGCAUGUUUACUACGGAAAACGAUCUGAGACAGAAGCUGGAAACCGAAAACAUCUUGGGUAAGGUGCCGAUGAAAAUCCGGCUAAGAAAGGCACGCAGCGAACAAGUUGUUGAAGUUAAAGAGAAUAAACGUCUGCUGGGCAGUGGGUCGCUUCAGGACUAUUCCGCGUGUUCCCAACCAAUUGGAGAGGUGCUUUAA